GCUUGGAGGAGCACACUGGAAGAGGAGGAGGAAGAGGAGGAGGAGGCCGCUCAGUAUCCAGUGCAUGCUGCUGUUGCUCCUGCUCUUGCUGGGGACUGUUGCCACGAUUUUGUUUGUCUGCAACUGGCAUCGCAACCUCGCCAGCGGGAAGGAUCCCAUCAAAUCGGUGCUGUCAGGACGCGCCAAGAGCCGCGUGGGUCUUCGAACGCAUCAUUUUCGUUCAGAGGGCUUCAGACACAGUCCACGUCACGCCAAGAGGAGCACACAGCAUGCUCGAGUGACAGAGGACAAGUCCAACCUGGUUGAGGUCCCCAGGAGUGAGCCCGAGUCCUCAUCGACUCUAAGGAAGCGCAAAGUGAAGAAGCGGGUCCUGCCGGAGUUUUACCAGUCUGUGCAAGUCACUCCAACACGCAAACCUAGCUCAGGUUCGGGGAACCCUUCCCUCCACUGCUCCAUGUCUUCCUCCGCGGAUUUGUCCGAAGAUGAAGAUUACAGCUUCAAAUCGGGGUCGGCCUCACCGGCACCGGGCGACACUCUGCCGUGGAAUCUGCCCAGACAUGAGAGGUCCAAGCGGAAGAUACAGGGAGGGUCCGUGCUGGAUCCAGCGGAGAGAGCUGUGCUCAGAAUUGCAGAUGAAAGAGACAGAGUGCAAAAGAAGACGUUCACAAAAUGGAUAAACCAGCACCUGAUGAAGGUACGGAAGCAUAUAAAUAACCUGUAUGAAGACUUGAGAGAUGGACAUAACUUGAUCUCACUGCUCGAGGUCUUGUCUGGCGACACAUUGCCUCGGGAGAGAGGAAGGAUGCGCUUCCACAGGCUCCAGAAUGUACAAAUUGCGCUGGAUUAUUUAAAGAGACGACAGGUCAAACUUGUAAAUAUCAGGAAUGAUGACAUCACAGAUGGCAACCCCAAACUGACCCUGGGAUUGAUCUGGACCAUAAUAUUGCACUUUCAGAUCUCGGAGAUUCACGUCACGGGCGAGUCCGACCACAUGACGGCAAAGGAGAGAUUGCUGCUCUGGUCCAAGCAGCUAACAGACGGCUAUGUCGGCGUACGAUGCGACAACUUUACGACAUCCUGGAGAGACGGGAGGCUCUUCAACGCCAUUAUUCAUAAAUACAGACCCGACCUAGUUGACAUGAGCCGGGUGUCCACACAGACCAACCGCUCCAAUUUAGAGAAUGCAUUCGGUGUGGCUGAGCAACUUGGGGUGGCCAGACUGCUGGACCCUGAGGACGUAGAUGUUCAAACUCCUGAUGAAAAGUCCGUCAUCACGUAUGUCUCAACCCUGUAUGACGCCUUCCCUAAAAUACCUGACGGUGGAGAAGGAGUUAGCCCCAAUGAUGUUGAUAUCAAAUGGGUGGAGUACCAGAACAUGAUCAAAUACCUCACCCAGUGGAUCAAACACAAUGUAGCUGUGAUGUCUGAUAGAUCAUUCCCCAACAAUCCUGCUGAACUUAAGGCACUUUACACACAAUACCUGCAAUUCAAAGAACGCGAGAUCCCGCUGAAAGAAAACGAGAAGACAAAAAUCCAAGAUCUCUACAAAAUGCUCGAGGUGUGGAUCGAGUUUGGACGUAUUCAGUUACUGCCGGGUCAUCACCCCAACGACGUGGAGAAGGAGUGGGGCAAACUUAUUGUUGCCAUGCUGGAAAGAGAGAAGAGCCUGAGGCCAGAGGUGGAAAGGCUUGAAAUGCUGCAGCAGCUCGCAAACAGAGUCCAGCGAGACUGUGUUCAUGGUGAAGACAGGCUCACGUUGGCUCGAAGUUCCCUGCAAUCUGAUGUUAAACGUCUUGAGUCCGGCAUUCAGUUCCAACAUGAAGCCGAGAUUGCUGGCUACCUGUUGGAGUGUGAGAAUAUCCUCAGACAACAAGUGGUGGACAUCCAGGUCCUUCUCGAUGGCAAAUUUCCUUUCACAAAUCAACUAGUUCAAAGGGUAUCAAACCUACGGGAUGAUCUCCUAUCCCUGAGAACGCAGUAUGCUUCCGUGUACAGCAAAGGGCGCAUGUUAACAACAGAGCAGACCAAAAAGAUGAUCUCAGGCAUCACUCAGAGCCUGAAUUCUGACUUUUCCCAGAACAGUUCCACAUUCACCUCGAGCCUUACCCCGGGUGCUUCAGAGCAGACUUACAUUAGUAGCAGACAUGGGACACACAUGCAGAUCCCCAAACCCUCAAUGAAGUCCUCACUGGCUGAUUCCAGCUUGACUGAAGAAGAAGUGAACAUGAAAUAUGUUCAGGACCUGUUGAACUGGGUGGAAGAGAUGCAGUUACAAUUGGAUCGCUCGGAGUGGGGAUCUGACCUGCCAAGCGUGGACGCACAUUUAGAUAGCCACAAAACCGUACACAGAGCCAUUGACGAAUUUCAGACGAGUCUUAAAGAGGCCAGACUCAGCGAGAUUCAGAUGAAUCCACCCUUGAAACUUGCCUAUUCCGAAAAACUGAGCAGUUUAGAGAAGCAGUAUGACAAACUACUGAGCUGUUCAAGAGAUCGUCAAAGCUCCUUGGAGAGCCUGCAGGACUUUGUGUCGCGGGCAACCCGUGAGCUCAUCUGGCUCAAUGAGAAGGAGGAAGAGGAGGUCGCAUUUGACUGGAGCGAUCGCAACAGCAACGUGUCCAAGAAAAGAGAUUACCACGCUGAUCUGAUGAAGGAGCUGGAUGAAAAGGACGAAGUGAUCAAGUCUGUGCAGGCCUUGGCAGAGCGUCUUCUUUUAAGGAACCACCCAGCCAGGCUGACUAUUGAAGCGUACAGAGCUGCCAUGCAAACACAAUGGAGCUGGAUCCUGCAGCUGUGCUCGUGUGUGGAGCAGCACCUUAAAGAGAACGCUGUUUACUUUGAGUUUUUCAGUGACGCCAAAGAAUCCAUGGACUUCCUUAAGAGCUUACAAGACUCCAUUCAGAGAAAGUACAGCUGCGACCGAACCAGCAGCCUGCAUCGACUGGAGGAUCUCAUUCAGGAAUCCAUGGAGGAGAAAGAGCAGCUUCUUCAGUAUCGCAACACGGUCGCAGGGCUGAUGGGGAGGGCCAAGAAUAUCGUGCAGCUCAAACCCAGGAACCCUGACUGGCCUUUAAGAUCCUCCAUCCCUGUGAAAGCCAUCUGUGAUUAUAGACAGAUAGAGAUCACCAUUUAUAGAGACGACGAGUGCGUGCUGGCCAACAACGCUCACCGAGCCAAGUGGAAAGUCAUCAACCCCGCAGGCAAUGAGGCCAUGGUUCCGUCUGUCUGUUUCACUGUGCCUCCCCCCAACAAAGAGGCCAUUGACAUGGCUUUAAAAACGGAGCAGUUAUACCAGAAUGUGCUGGCGCUCUGGCAUCACUCCCACAUUAACAUGAAGAGUGUGGUGUCUUGGCAUUGUCUCAUGGAUGAUAUCAAAGCCAUCCGCCAUUGGAAUGUAGCUUCUUUCAAGACCAUGCUGCCAGGUGAGCAUGAGCAGGUCAUGAGCAACCUGCAGUCUCAUUUUAACGAGUUCCUGGAAGACUGCGAGGAGUCUGAGUUGUUCACCGUGGCGGACUGCGCUCAACUGGAGAGGGAUGUUGUAGCCUGCAAUGAGUACUACCAAGAACUUCUCAAAUCUGCAGAAAGAGAGGAACAUGAGGAGUCUUUGUACAACAGUUACAUCUCAGAAAUACGCAACUUCCGGAUGCAUCUGGAGGCCCACGAAGAACACAUGAUCAAGCAAAUCCGUACUCCACUGGAGAGAGAUGACCUGGACAAGAGUCUCCAGCGCAUCACUGGACAAGAGAAGAAGAUGGUCGAGCUGAUUAAAUUGAAGCAGGACCUGGAUACCAUAAAGGACAAGUGCGAGGUGUUCCUCAGACAAGCUGUUGGUUUUUCGUCAGCGUCGACUCUCUCUUCUGAGCUCAGCGGCGUGGUUCAGAGCAUGAACCAGGUCGACUCUAUGUCUUCUAUUCACAUUGACAAACUGAAGACACUAAGUUUGGUGGUGAAGCACAGCCAGAAUGCAGAGGCGUUAGUAAAGGCCUACGAAUCCAAACUCCUAGAAGAAGAUGCAAUAAACUAUGACCUUCAAUCCAUUGAAGCAGUCAUUACAACUCUCAAGCAAUGGAGGACAGAGAUUGAUGAAAACCAGGAAGUGUUCCACCAAAUGGAGGACGAACUGCUGAAAGCGCGGCUCAUCAGCGAUCGCAUGUUUAAGGCCCACAACGAGCGGGACUUUGACCUGGACUGGCACAAGGAGAAGGCCGAUCAACUGAAUGAGAGAUGGCAAAACGUUCACUCCCAGAUUGAUAAUCGACUCAAGGACCUGGAUGGUAUCAGCCAAUAUCUGAAGCAUUACAAAGACUCCUACUGCAGUCUUGAUGAAUGGGUUGAAGAAGUGGAAGCAGAGCAGCAGAAGGCUCAAGAAAACAAACCAGAAGAUAGCAAGGCUCUCGCCGAAGUGUUGAACAAACAAAAGGUUCUUGUUGCUGAAAUUGAACAAAAGCAGUGUGAGAUUGAUGACUGUCAGAAGUACUCAGAGCAGUGCUCAUCUUCCAUAAAGGAUCUCGAGCUGCAUCUGAUGACCUUCAGAGCGAUGGUUGACUCUCAACACAAAUCACCUCUCAAGAAACGCAAGAUGCAGACUUCCUCUGAUGCCAUCCAGCAGGAGUUUAUGGAUCUUCGCACCCGCUACACAGCCCUUGUGACUCUCAUGAGCCAGUACGUGAAGUUUGCAAGUGAAAACUUGAAGAGAACAGAAGACGAGGAGAGAUCUGUUGAUGAGGAGAAGCGAGAGCAUGGUGAUAAAGUUAGCAAACUGUUAGGGUGGAUGUCUAAUGUGAAACACAACCUGAGCAAUGAGGGGAAUUCUUUGAAAGAUAGCAAUGCCAACUCUGAUGCUUCAAAUAAACAUCAGGUGUCUGUUGAAGAAAUGGCAACAAAGAAGGAGCAGAUAGCAGAAGCGCUGAGGGCCACAGAAAUGAUGCUGAACAAACACAGUGAAAAGAUGACAGAAGAGGAGAGAGAAAAGGCCCAGGAACAGUUGAAGGAACUAAGUCAGGCCUACAGUGAACUAUCCCAGCGUUGUUCCGAUCAGCUUGCUCCUGCAGAUGAGUCCCUUUUGGCGAGGCAGCAAGAGAUUGCAGACAAGCUGGAGGAAGUGUGUGACGGUCUCACUUUGACUGAGAACCGUCUGAUUGGUCAUCAGCAGCAGGCUGACAGUGCAGAGUGUGUCGCAGACCUGCAGCAGUACCAGCAGGAGCAUCAGGCUUUGCAAAAAGACGUUUUGACAAACGCCAGCGCUUUGAAUGAGGUCAUCACUGGCACAAAAAGGUUUCUGGAGGAAAACCGGGCCAACCUGACGACGGAUCAAAUCGCUUCGAUUGAAACCAAGUUGGAUGAAGCUGAAAGCAAGGCCAAGCUGAUCCACCAGCGAGCAGAGGAAUCCAGGAAGGACUUAGAGAAGGUUGUCACCACAGCCAUAAAACAGGAGAGUGAAAAGGCUGCAGCUGUUGAGCGACUUGAGGAAAGCAAAAACAAAAUAGAAGGUCUACUGGAGUGGAUGUCCAACAUCGGCAAUGAAAAUGAGAGGAGAGCUAUUGAUCAGACUGACUCUAUAAGCAAAGAGAACGGAAACCUGCCAGAAGAGACAUCCGAGAAGUUACGGAAAGGAGAGAGGGAUGAUGCCAAUGGAAAUAGUCUGCAACGCAGUGAAAGUGAUUUUGACGGGAAGAAGGAUGCCAGCAUGGAUGUUGACAAACAGUAUGAAAGAUUGAAGGCUCGCCAUCAGGAGAUUCUGUCCCAGCAGCAGGAUUUAAUCGUGGCCACCCAGUCGGCCCAGGCCCUCUUGGAUAAGCAAGCCAAUGUUUUGUCUCCAAAUGAGAAGGAAAAACUGCAAAAGAACAUCCUGGAACUUAAGGGUCGCUAUGACGCCUCCCUGACCCAGGCUGAGCAGCAGAUGAAGCAGAUGCAGAGCGUCCAGGAGGAACUGAAGAAAUUUCAGGACGAUUCCGAGGAGUUUGAGGACUGGUUAGCGCAGGCUGAGGGCGAGAUGGAGCAACUGAGCGCCUCUGAGUGCUCACUAAACAUCCUCAACGAUAAACUCCUCCGACAGAAGAGCUUCUCUGAGGAUGUCAUCUCUCACAAGGGGGACCUUCGUUUUAUUACCAUUUCGGGCCAGAAGGUACUGGAUGUGGCCAAAGCCUGUGGGGUAUCUGACCCAAUGUCUAAAAACGGCCAGAUGCAAGUGGACACUUCAGGAACCUGUUCUGCUGUCAAGGAUAAGCUGGACUCUGCAGCCAGUCGAUACAAGACUCUACACUUGCAGUGCAAUCAGCUCGGCAACAACCUCAAAGAUGUUGUUGACAAGUACAAGCGGUAUGACGACUCCAGCACGGCCCUCGUGAAGUGGCUCGGGAGCUCCGAGGAGGAGGCCAGGAAGCAGCAGUCAGAAGCCAUCGCAGCAGAGCCGCAAAUGCUGCAGAAACAGCUGGAGGACACCAAGGCUUUGCAAGGGGAAAUGAGCGGGCAUCAAACUGCUAUUGACACGCUACGCAAAACAGCUGAGUCCUUGGUCACAUCUGAAGGGAACCUGCUGCGCAACUUAGAUGAGAUCCAGGAGACAGUAGAUGACAUUGUAGAGCGUUACGACAACCUGUCCAAGUCCGUGAGUGAUCGCAAUGAGAAACUGCAGAUCACUUUGACUCGCUCCAUGAGUGUCCAGGAUGGACUGGAUGAGAUGAUGGGGUGGAUGAAGGGAGUUGAGGCCAGUGUGGAAGAGAAUGGACAAAUUCCACUGGACUCUGCAUCUAUCAAAGACAUGCUCAGCAAAGAAACAGCCAUAGAGCAGGACAUAGCAAGUCGCCAGAGCAGCAUCUCAGCCAUGAAAUCCAAAGUGAAGAAGUUCGUAGAAACUGCCGACCCCUCCGCUGCGGUCCUCCUGCAGUCUAAGAUGGACGCUCUCUCGCAACGCUUCUCAGAUGCCUGCGACAAGCACAAGCAGAAAGUUUCGCAUCUGGACCAGUUGAAAGACAAAGUGGAGGAAUUCGAGAGCGUUGCAGAUAAAGUCCAACAGUUUGUCGUGAAACGUACCCAAGAUCUGCAUGAAACGGACGGGCCAGGGAAGACCUUCGAAGAACUCUCCGAACUAACACAGAAAACAAAAGCUGAGAUGGCUGAACAUUCCAGUGAUUUGGAGAAGUUGCAGACUAUAGCCAGGGAGCUGUGUGAAAUAAGCACAGACGGUAACAGAGCGCAGAUCCAGAGCAAGAUGGACGAUCUGUCAAACAUCUUCAGCACCUUCAAAGACACCGUCAAAGAAAAGGAGGGGGAGGUAUUGUCCUGUAAAGACCUUCUGGGCGAGUUCAGGACGGCAGCCAGUGCUCUCAGCAAGUGGCUGGAGGAGACUAACGAGAAGGUGCCUGUGGCCCAGACAAGUUGCAGUGCUAAAAGUCUGGAGAAGGAUCUCCAGAUAGUCACUGGAUUACUAGAAGAAUGGACGUCUAAAGGUCCUGCUGUGCAGGACUUGAACAACAGGGGAUCAUCACUAUGCAGCCACAUCGCUAUCCUCACAUCCCCUGCCAAAGCAAAGAUACCUAAUAAGUCAGUAGCCCUUACUAAUGGUGGUGGUCCAGCGAGCCAUUCGUACUUAACCAAUAAAGAGCUGAUGACAAUUCAGCAAAACAUGUCCUUCGUCAACGAGGGCUACUCCAGUCUGGGUGACGCUCUGAAGAGUCAAGCGGCCGAGCUGAGUGGAGCUGUGCGCGAGCUGAAGGACGCCAAAAAGGAGACGGACAACAUGAUGACGUGGCUGGAGGACAUGAAGAAGACCACAGCAUCUUGGAAAAAUGGAGCCACGGAGAAAGACGCUGUUAAAACUCAGCUUGAACAGCAGAAGGUGUUUGAAGACGACAUGAAGCAGAAAAAAGAUCAGCUUCACAAGCUGAGAGAGAAACUCCUCCACUUGAUUGAAACUCAACCAAACUCCCAAGAGGCAGCCAAAUGGAAGCAGAUGUUAGCAGACAUAGAUGCUGCUUGGGAAGACAUCAGCGGCUCAGUGGUGGAGAGGAAGCAGCACCUGGAGCAGUCCAACAAGAAUCUGGACAUCCUCCAAACCACUCAGCUGCAGCUUGGCCAGUGGCUGUCGGAGAAGGAGCUGAUGAUGAGUGUCCUUGGGCCCCUCUCCAUUGACCUUAACAUGCUUAAAAUGCAGAAGCAACAAGUCCAGAUCCUCCAGAAUGAGUUCAAAAGCCGAAAGCCUCAGUACGAUCAACUCAACGAAGCUGCUUCUGCCAUCCUAAACUCGUCGGGUAACCAUGACCCCUCGAACAGUAAGCAGGUGAGGGAGCAGCUCACUGCCGUCACUGAGAAGUGGCAAGGUCUUAUGGGACUGCUGGACCGGCGCGAUGACCUCAUCGACCAGGCUGUGGAGAAGACGGGAGAGUUCCAAGACCUGCUUAGCACUCUCAGCCAGACCGUUACUCAGCUUGAAGGUCAGCUUGGCAACCAUCAGGCCUGCAGCACCCAGCCCGAUGCGGUGAAGAAGCGUCUGGAGGACGUCCAUAAUAUCUCGGUUCAGCUGAGAGAUGAGAGGAAGAAGCUGAAGCAGGCUGAGGGCAUUCAUGCAGAGCUCACAGCGAUGGUGACUGAGGACUACCUCAAGGCGGACUUAGCCAGGCAGUUGGAGAGUGUCAGCAAACCUUUUAGACAGCUGGAAGAGAAAACAGCCAAACAAAUUGAGCAGCUGAACUCGACCUUCGCCAGCUCCCAGCAAUUCCAUCAAACCUCCAAAGACUUCCAGUCAUGGCUGGCUGAGAAGCUGCGGGACCAGUCGAAGCCUCUGCCCAUCUCUGCCAAAGCUGACGUCCUUCAAAAAACGCUGGAUGCGCACAGUAAACUGCAGGCGGCUCUCAGUGAACAGGAGGCCACGUACAACACAAUAGCAGGCGAAGGGGAGAUGCUUCUGCAGAGUACUGACGGUGCAGAGAAGUUGGCACUGCAGGGGCAACUGUCACUUCUGUCUUCUAACUGGCAGGAAGUAAAGAAGAGCUCAGGGGAGCAGGUUGAAAAACUUAAAGCCACUCUUCAGAGGGUACAGAAGUUUGAAGAACACAGAGAGAAGCUGAGGCCUUGGGUGUUGGAGUGUGAGGCCAUUGAAGGUCGGAUCAAACUUGCUGUGGAGCCUGCUGCCGUGGAUAACGCUAUCUCGCAAGUGAAAGUUCUCCAGAAGGAUGUGGACAAGCACAGGGGGAUGUUGGAGCAGCUCAACACCGCCGCAGAAAGCCUUCUUGAGGUGGCAAAUACUGACACUGAAGAAAUCAAAGACGAGGCAGCAAACAUCUCUGAAAGGGUGGACAGCGUAUUGGAAGGUCUUCAGAGCAAAAAGGAAUCCUUGGAGAAGAUUUCUCAUGCAGUUAAAGAAUUUAAUGAAGGCUCCAAAGAAGCCAAAUCACAUCUUGAGGGAGCUAAGAAGCUUCUGGUUGCUUAUGAAUCACAAGGACUGCAGGGACAAAGCAAUAAGAACUUAACUAACAUGAAAGCCCAACAGAAGAGUCUAGGAGGAGUGCAAAAUCAAGUAGAACACCUGAAAAGCUUGGCAACGUCUCUUGUAGUUGACGUUCCAAACGCUGACGGAGUGACAGACCUCUUACUUCAAGCAGACAGCAUAGAACAAGAAUACAGCACCCUAAAUAUGAAGCUGGAGGAGACUUGCAAGGUCCUGGAAGGUAAAUUGCAAGGAAUCGGGCAGUUCCAAAACAACAUCCGUGAGAUGUUCACCCGCUUCACAGACCUGGAUGAUGAGUUGGACAGCAUGGCUCCAGUGGACUUGGACUUGCUGGUUCUGAAAGAGCAGCAAGACAGCAUUGAGAGCUUCGUCGUCAAGUUGCAAGAGCUGAUGGUCAACACGGCCAACGCAGGGGACGGCUGUAAGAGGAUGCUUGAGACUGAUGCUUCACCUGACCUGUUGGGCCUGAAGAGAGACCUAGAUGCUCUGAGUAAGCAGUGUGGCAAGCUCAUGGACCGAGCCAAAGGCAGGGAGCGGCAGGUGCAGAGUACUCUCGUCAAGCUAGAGGAGCUCUGCGGAAAACUCCAGCUGGUGGAUGAUCAACUUUGCAGCGCUGUGAACAAGGAGGCAUCUCAGGGGGCGGUCGGCAUGGAGACGGACAUCAUCAAUCAACAGCUGGAGGCCUUUAAGGCUUUCCAGAAAGAAGAAAUUGAUCCUUUGCAGACACAACUCCAAGACAUCAAUUCCCUCAGUCAUGGGCUGAUCCAGAACGCCGCCAGAGGAACCAACACAAAGAAGCUUGAGGAUGACCUGGAGAUGGUUAACACAAAGUGGAACACACUCAAUAAAAAGAUUGCUGAGCGCUCGGCCCAGCUGCAUGAAGCCCUGUUGCACUGUGGAAGGUUCCAUGAUGCUUUGGAGUCUCUGCUCGGCUGGUUGACUGACACAGAAGAACUCAUGGCCAAUCAGAAGCCGCCCUCGGCAGAGUUUAAAGUAGUCAAGGCACAGAUACAAGAGCAGAAACUUUUACAGAGACUAUUGGAUGACCGAAAGCCCACAGUGGAGCUGAUAAAAAAAGAGGGAGGGAAGGUUGCGGAACUGGCCGAAUCUGUGGACAAGGAAAAGGUUGCAAAAGAGAUCGAAUCAUUGGGGCAGAGGUGGGACACACUGCUCAAGAAGGCUGAAAACAGGAAUAAGCAACUGCAAAGCAUUUUGGUGGUCACUCAGCAGUUCCACGAGACAUUGGAGCCCCUGAGCGACUGGCUUGCCGCCACAGACAAACGCCUUUCCAACUCUGAACCAAUCGGCACCGAAACGUCAAAGCUGGAAGAUCAGAUCUCUCAUCAUAAGGCCUUUGAGGAGGCAAUUAUGAGUCGAAGUAAAGACCUGUUUCAGGCCGUUAGUCUGGGUCAAACGCUCAAAGCUGUGAGCUCAGCAGACGACAAGGACUUUGUUCAGUCCAAGCUGGACGCCACGCAGGCCGCUUACAUCGAACUGCAGGAACGCUGCAGGAGGAAAACCGAGAUGCUACAGCAGGCCCUGGCCAACGCUCAGCUCUUUGGGGAGGACGAGGUGGCGCUCAUGAACUGGCUCAGCGAGGCGCAUGCACGGCUGAGCGAGGUAUCCGUGGAGGACUACCUCAUAGACACCCUUGAAAGGCAGAUGGCAGAACAACGGGCUUUACAAAGUGAUAUUGAAUUGAGGAAAAAUAAUGUAGACCAAGCUCUCUUCAAUGGGAUGGAGCUUUUGAAGCAAACAACAGGUGAUGAGGUGGUUGUUAUACAAGGCAAACUGGAUGGAAUAAAAACAAAGUAUGCUGAGAUCACUUCCAUGAGCGGCAAUGUUAUGAACACACUGGAGCGGGUUUUGAGUCUCUCCAACAAGGUGCAGCAUACCCAUGAGGAACUGAGUUCCUGGAUGGGGAAGGCCGAGGCUCAGGUUACUUCCUAUAUGGAUCGAGAACCAGUCGGCGAGCAGCUCACUCAGGCCCAAAACAUGCAAAAGGCCUUGCUGAAGGAGACCAAAGACCAAAAAGGUGUAGUCGACAAGUUGAAUGAGUUGAGCGGUUCCCUCCUGGAUCUCAUCCCCUGGCACACCCGAGAAGGUCUUGACAAGCUGGUGACAGAGGACAAUGAGCGUUACCGAGCCAUCUGUGACAGCAUCACUCAGCAGGUCGACCGGAUCAACGCCGACAUACUCAAAUCGCAGCAGUUUGAGCAAGCAGCAGACUCGGAACUGGCCUGGCUGGCGGAUGCUGAGAAGAAGUUGUUGUCCAUGGGGGAGAUUAAACUGGGACAAGAUCAAACCGCAGCCCAGCUCCAAGCACAGAAGAUCUUCUCUAUGGACAUCAUGAGGCACAAAGAUGCUGUGGAUGAGAUUGUAAAAACAGGAACGGCCAUGAUGAGCAGCAAAAAGCCAGAGGAAAAAGAGCUCUUAAAGACCAAGACCAAGACUCUCGCGGAGAAGUACGGUGCUGUAAGUCAGCUGAACUCAGAGCGCUCUCUGCAGCUAGAGCGAGCUCAGAAUCUAGCAAGCCAGUUCUGGGAAACCUACGAAGAGUUGUCACCGUGGCUUCAGGAGACCCUGACCACCUUCAACCAGCUGCCCCCGCCCGCCAUCGAGUACGACACCUUGAGACAACAGCAAGAGGAGCUCAGGCAAAUGCGAGAGCUAAUUGCCGAGCACAAGCCACACAUCGACAAGAUGAAUAAGACCGGACCUCAGUUACUGGAGCUGAGCCCAGAAGAAGGGAUACCCAUUAGAGAGAAGUACACCACGGCUGAACAGCUAUACACACAACUGAAGGCCGAUGUCAAACAGAGGGCUUCUAAUUUGGACGAGGCCAUCUCUAAAUCCACUCAGUUCCAUGAUAAAAUCGACCCCAUGCUAGAAACUCUGGAGCGGAUUGCAGAGCGCCUGCGCCAGCCUCCUUCCAUCUCGGUGGAGGUGGAAAAAAUCAAGGAGCAGAUAACGGAGAAUAAAUGUGUCAGCAUGGACCUGGAGAAACUGCAGCCUUCCUUUGAGACCCUGAAACAACGAGGUCAAGAGAUGAUUGCACGGUCAGAAGGUGCAGACCGGGACUUAUCUGCCAAAGUUGUACAAGACAAAUUGGACCAGAUGGUCUUCCUGUGGACCGACAUCCAAGCCUUGUUGGAGGAGCGGGAGGCCAAGCUCUUGGACGUGAUGGACCUUGCUGAAAGGUUCUGGUUUGAUCACUGCGCUUUGAUCGUCACCAUCAAGGACAGCCAGGACCUGCUGAGAGAACUGGAGGAGCCUGGAGUAGAUCCCUCGGUUGUCAAGCAGCAGCAGGAGUUUGCAGAGGGAUUUAAGGAGGAGAUUGAUGGGCUUCAAGAGGAACUAGAUUCAGUUCGAAACCAGGGAGGUGAGCUCAUGACUGCCUGUGGAGAACCUGACAAACCUGUUAUAAGGAAAAGUAUUGAUGAGGUGAACUCAGCAUGGGAAAAUCUCGAUAAGACAUGGAAAGAGCGAGUUGAGAGGCUGGAGGAGGCCAUGCAGGCUGCGGUGCAAUUCCAGGAUGGCCUGCAGGGCAUGUUUGACUGGGUGGAUAUCCUGGACAGCAAACUGGACUCCAUGUCACCUGUGGGCACAGACCUGGAAACUGUCAAGCAGCAGAUUGUCGAGCUCAAGGAGUUCAAAGUGGAGGCGUACCAUCUUCAGAUUGAGAUGGAGCGUCUGAACCACCAGGCGGGCCUCCUACUGAAGAAGGUGAAGGAGGAGGCAGAUCGCUGCACCAUCCAGGAGCCAAUGUCCGAGCUCAAGAUGCUCUGGAGUAACCUGGAUGAGAAGAUUAUCAGCCGACAGCAUAAACUGGAGGGAGGCCUUCUUGCCCUGGGCCAGUUCCAGCAUGCACUGGACGAGCUGCUGGCCUGGAUGAGCCACACUGAGGAUAUGCUUAAUGAGCAGAGAAAGACUGGUGGAGACCCCAAAGCCAUUGAGAUCGAACUGGCCAAGCAUCAUGUCCUCCAAAUUGAUGUAUUGGCUCACAAAUCGACAGUCGAGACGGUGAACAAAGCAGGCAAUGAGCUGGUACAAUCAAGCGCAGGAGAGGAAGCCUCUUGUCUCAGUAGCAAACUGGAAAACCUCAACCAGCGCUGGAAAGCCAUCCUGAAAAAGACGGAACAGAUGAAGCACCAGUUGGAAAGUGCUCUUGUGCAGGCCCAGGGUUUCCAUGGUGAGGUGGACGAUUUGCUGCAAUGGCUGAAAGACACAGAACGUCAGCUGUUGGCAUCAAAGGCUGUAGGAGGCUUACCAGACACGGCCCGCGAGCAGCUUAACGCCCAUCUGGAGUUGUGUUCUGCCUUCGAGGUAAAGGAGGAGCUGUACCAGGAGCUGUUGGCCAAAGGUCAACAGCUGCUCACCCUGACCCCUGAGGGUCCUGACAGCAAUGCAGAGCAGGACCUCGCCAACCUGAAGGACAAGUGGGAAGCAGCAGAGGCCAAAGUUGCUGAAAGGAAGGUGAAACUGGAGGAGGCCUUGACGAUGGCAACCGAUUUCCACAACUCUCUGCAGGAUUUCAUCAACUGGCUGACCCAGGCAGAGCAGACGCUCAACAUGGUGACGCCCGCCUCGCUCAUUCUGGAAACCAUCCUGUUUCAAAUUGAUGAACAUAAGAUGUUUGUGACUGAGGUCAACUCCCACAGGGAUCACAUCAUCGAGCUGGACAAGUCAGGCACUCAUUUGAAGUACUUCAGCCAGAAACAGGAUGUGGUUCUGAUUAAGAACCUGCUGCUCAGCGUGCAAGGUCGCUGGGAGAAGCUGGUGCAGCGCUCUGUGGAGCGAGGGCGUGUGCUCGACGACGCCAGGAAGAGAGCCAAACAGUUCCAUGACAACUGGAAUAAACUGGUGGAAUGGUUGGACGAAUGUGAGAAGACGCUGGACUCUGAGGUGGAAAUCGCCAACGAACCAGACAAAAUCAAGAAACAGCUGUCGCAACACAAGGAGUUCCAGAAGGCUUUGGGCAGUAAGCACUCAGUGUAUGACACCACCACACGAACCGGUCGAGCACUCAAGGACAAAACCUCGCUUCAGGAUGAUAAUCAGAAACUGGACGACAUGCUGAGCGAGCUGAGAGACAAAUGGGACACUGUUUGUGGCAAGUCCAUAGAGAGGCAAAAUAAGCUGGAAGAGGCGCUACUGUUCUCCGGCCAGUUCACAGAUGCCCUGCAGGCUCUCAUUGACUGGCUGUACAGAGUGGAGCCUCAGCUGGCUGAGGACCAGCCGGUUCACGGUGACAUCGACCUGAUUCUGAACCUGAUAGACACCCACAAGGGUUUCCAGAAGGAGCUGGGAAAGAGGACCGUGAGCGUCCAGGCCCUCAAACGCUCGGCACGGGAUCUGAUCGACAGCAGUCACGAUGAUUCCUCCUGGAUCAAAGCCCAGAUGCAGGAGCUGAGCACCCGCUGGGAGACGGUGUGUAACCUCUCGGUGUCCAAGCAGGCACGUCUGGAGCAGGCCCUGUGCCAGGCUGAGGAGUUUCACUCCACGGUUCACAUCCUGCUGGAGUGGUUGGCUGAAGCUGAGCAGAGUUUGCGUUUCCAUGGCAGCCUGCCCGAUGAUGAGGAUGCGCUGCGUGCAUUGAUUGCCCAGCACAAGGAGUUCAUGAAGAACCUGGAGGACAAGCGAGCGGCUCUGAAUAAAGCCACCGGUAUGGGCGAGGCUAUUCUGAACAUCUGCCAUCCUGACUCCAUCACAACCAUCAAACACUGGAACACAAUCAUUAAAGCCCGGUUUGAAGAGGUGCAAGCCUGGGCCAGGCAGCACCAGCAGCGACUGGCUGCAGCUUUAAGUGAGUUGUUAGCCACUCAGGAUCUGCUGGAGAAUCUGCUGACUUGGCUGCAGUGGGCUGAGUCCAACCUGAGUGACAAAGACAAGGAAACCCUGCCACAGGAGAUCCAAGAAAUCAAAAGCCUUAUAGCAGAACACCAAGCCUUCAUGGAGGAAAUGACCAGGAAGCAACCAGAUGUAGACAAGAUCACAAAAACACACAAGAGGAAGGCUGCUGUGGAACCUCAAAUCCACUCUCAGAUCCCCGUGCUGGACAAAGGAAGAUCUGGAAGAAAACGUUCUCCAACACAAACCAUGUAUGCGUCAGCGACACAAGCUCCAGUCGAAACCAAAAACCCGCGGGUGAACCUGCUGGUCAGUAAGUGGCAGCACGUGUGGCUGCUGGCUCUGGACAGGAGGAGGAAACUCAACGAUGCUUUGGACAGAUUGGAGGAGCUGAAAGAGUUUGCCAACUUUGACUUCGACGUGUGGCGGAAGCGCUACAUGCGCUGGAUGAACCACAAAAAAUCUCGCGUCAUGGACUUCUUCCGGCGCAUCGACAAAGAUCAGGACGGCAAAGUGACGAGACAGGAAUUCAUCGAGGGCAUCCUCUCCUCCAAGUUCCCAACCAGUCGAUUGGAGAUGAGCGCUGUGGCGGACAUUUUUGACCGGGACGGUGACGGCUAUAUCGACUACUACGAGUUUGUGGCAGCUCUUCAUCCCAACAAGGAGGCCUACAAACCUCUGACAGAUGCAGACAAGAUUGAAGAUGAGGUGACACGCCAAGUGGCCAAAUGCAAAUGCCCCAAACGCUUCCAAGUGGAGCAAAUUGGUGCCAACAAGUACAGGUUUUACCUUGGAAACCAGUUUGGUCUGGUUCACUGCUUACAUGACUCCGUAGUCGCCGAUGAGACAAUAGCAAACAGGGAAAAUCAAAAUCUAAGCCCUCACCUGCACGUUGCAGUUGUGGAAAGCUGUAUUCUGUUCGGAGACUCUCAGCAGCUUCGCCUGGUGCGCAUCCUACGCAGCACUGUGAUGGUGCGAGUGGGCGGCGGCUGGAUGGCUUUGGAUGAGUUCCUGGUGAAGAACGACCCUUGUCGAGUUCAUCACCACGGCAGCAAAAUGUUGCGCUCGGAAUCAAACUCGUCGAUUACUCAGUCUCCUCUAGGUUGGCAAAUCUCACACUUUCUCUCCCAGCUCCAUGAACCCACCAGUAGUGCUAAAGGCAGGACCAACAUGGAGCUGCGAGAGAAGUUCAUGGUCCCUGAAGGCACCACGCAAGUGAUGGCCAGUUUCCGCUACAGAGGCCGUCGCUCUCGACCGUCGUCCAGGGCGGCGUCGCCUAACAGAUCCAUGUCCAGUCAAAGCUGCGCCAUCCCCGCCAACCCGGCAGCCGGCUGCACUCCCAAGACGUGUCAACACAUAAGCCGCAAUUAUGAUAAGCCAUGGCUCACAAACAGCAAACCCUCCACUCCAAUUAAAUCAUCCGACUCCUUCGAGAGCCAUGGUUCGUCCUCAGAGGCGACGCCGGUCCAAGGCAGCAAGCUGCGUCUUCCUGGCUACCUGUCGGGAAAAGGCUUCCAGUCGAGCGAGGAGGGAACGUUAAUCAACGCCGCCGUGCUCAAAGCUCGAGCACAGAUGCUCGGUGAAUCGAGGAGAAGCUCCAGCAGACCAGGAAGUAAAGCAGGAAGCCGAGGGAGCAGCCGCAGAGGCAGCGACGCCUCCGACUUCGACAUCUCCGACAUCCAGUCGGUGUGCUCGGACGCCUCGGAGACCGUCGGCGACGGCACGCGGACCACGCCGCGCUCCGGGUCACGCCAACGCGGCGCCAAGCCGUCCAAGAUCCCCACGCCUCAGAAGAGAAGCACCCCCACGAGCAAACUGGCCAAAGCAGCCAAGCGAUAGUCGUCAGGAAGGAAGGCGCCACAAACACUGGAGCUGCAGACGUGUUAUUUAAAUUGUUGUAGACUUGUAAAAUAUUCCAGUAUGAUUUCAUGACGUGCGUGGAUGGAAUGUAUUUGUUUUAAUGUAUUUUUUGUGAAAAUGGUAUUUUUUAUUUUAUCAAGCCUGAUGGACUCCUUGAAACGCUCAAGGAAUGUUUGGAAAAAGUUACUGAAUGUAAUUUUGUGUCAAUUAUGUGCGCUGAACUUUGGUGUCGCAUCACGCCACUGUGUGUGUGUGUGUGAGUGUGUGUGUGUGUGUGUGCGCGCGUGUGCGUACGUGCGUGUGUGUGUGUGUGGGACGCUGCAAAUAUUUAUUUCUAAGUGCUAAUGAUAUACUUUAAAGGGCAAUGCAAUAUUAGUAGGGUAAGCACUGCAGAUACCUUUCAUAACAACAACAUUAUUACUUCCAUGUAGCAACAAACUUUGCAGUCACAAAGUCCCGUUUGCAGACCACCGACUUACUUCCCAGCAGCGUGUGAGUCAAGAACCUUCUUGUCGACACUCUCGUAGGCACAUCGCUUCAUUUCAGCUGUUACUCCAACAUUACUUUGUAAUAAAGCUGCUUGCACAAAGCUACCACAAACUG
Molecule: messenger RNA, 17755 nt
Organism: Entelurus aequoreus (snake pipefish)
Lineage: Eukaryota; Metazoa; Chordata; Actinopteri; Syngnathiformes; Syngnathidae
Gene: dst
Product: dystonin
Exons: 99
Coding region: 65-17131 (5688 amino acids)
Biological process (GO): intermediate filament cytoskeleton organization; cytoplasmic microtubule organization; wound healing
Cellular component (GO): focal adhesion; cytoplasm; hemidesmosome
Molecular function (GO): calcium ion binding; microtubule binding; structural molecule activity
Source: RefSeq, a predicted model, not a curated record